Messenger RNA from Prosopis cineraria, 1343 nucleotides. RefSeq names its product replication factor C subunit 3. Gene Ontology annotation, biological process: DNA repair; DNA-templated DNA replication. The transcript is spliced from 11 exons. The coding region runs from base 111 to 1175 and encodes 354 amino acids. Gene Ontology annotation, cellular component: DNA replication factor C complex; nucleus. The record is from RefSeq and is a predicted model, not a curated record. NCBI's taxonomy places the organism in Eukaryota, Viridiplantae, Streptophyta, Magnoliopsida, Fabales, Fabaceae. Gene Ontology annotation, molecular function: DNA binding; ATP hydrolysis activity; DNA clamp loader activity.
CAGGAUGCGCGAGAUGUGUUUCCCGCCACUCUGCCCUCUGUACCGACUCCAAAGGAGCUCUUCUCGCUCGUCAGUAUCUGCCCUUCUGAAGGUAGACGAAGAUCAAGAGCAUGUUGUGGGUAGAUAAGUAUCGACCCAAAACCCUCGACCAGAUUGUGGUCCACGAAGAAGUCGCCCAAAAUCUUAAGAAACUGGUGACGGAGCAGGAUUGCCCGCAUUUGCUUUUCUAUGGCCCGCCAGGGUCUGGCAAAAAAACCCUAAUCAUGGCUCUUCUCCGACAAAUGUUUGGGAACAGUGCCGAGAAGGUGAAGGUGGAAAAUAGGACAUGGAAAGUGGAUGCUGGAAGUAGAUCUAUUGAUAUAGAGCUGACAACAUUAUCAAGUGCCAAUCACAUAGAAAUGAGCCCCAGUGAUGCAGGCUUUCAGGACAGAUAUAUUGUUCAAGAAGUAAUUAAGGAAAUGGCUAAAAAUAGACCAAUUGAUACCAAGGGGAAGAAAGGAUUUAAAGUACUAGUGCUCAAUGAGGUUGACAAACUCUCUAGAGAAGCUCAGCAUUCUCUGCGCAGAACAAUGGAGAAAUACAGCGCUUAUUGCAGGUUAAUUCUAUGCUGCAAUAGUUCUUCAAGAGUUACAGAAGCAAUCUGCUCUCGCUGUUUAAAUGUGCGAAUAAAUGCACCAAGUGAAGAGCAGAUAGUUAGAGCAUUGGAGUUCAUUGGAAAGAAAGAAGGGCUGCAACUUCCUUCUGGAUUUGCUGCUCGCAUAGCAGAGAAAUCAAAUCGGAACCUAAGGCGGGCCAUAUUGUCUUUUGAAACUUGCCGUGUCCAACAGUAUCCUUUCAGUAGCAAGCAAACAAUACCACCAAUGGAUUGGGAGGAAUAUAUUUCUGAAAUUGCAUCUGACAUAAUGAAAGAACAAAGCCCAAAAAGGUUGUUUCAAGUUCGAGGGAAAUUGUAUGAGCUCUUAAUCAACUGUAUCCCUCCUGAGAUCAUCUUGAAGAGGCUUCUUUAUGAACUGUUGAAGAAAUUGGAUGCAGAAUUAAAGCUUGAGGUCUGCCAUUGGGCGGCUUAUUAUGAGCAUAGAAUGCGUCUUGGACAGAAGGCCAUCUUCCACAUUGAAGCAUUUGUGGCUAAAUUCAUGAGCGUUUAUAAAGCCUUCCUAAUUGCGACAUUUGGCUGAAUACUAGAUUAUGGUUCUGUUCAUUCAACAUGUUUAAUGUGGUGGACGUAAGUUUUGUACCUAGUAUUAUUUGUAGAAUUUAUCACUAUAUUUUCGCAAUGUGUUACCCAAUAUGGAAUGUGCAAACUUUACAUUUACCCUUCUAAGUUCUAUUGAUGAUUGAUACUA